Pocillopora meandrina is the source of this 1002-nucleotide messenger RNA. Lineage: Eukaryota; Metazoa; Cnidaria; Anthozoa; Scleractinia; Pocilloporidae. The record is from the annotation of a GenBank genome assembly.
UUGAAAGUAGCUAACUACAUCAGCAACUCAAAAGAUCAACACAUCAAACUCGUAAAGUCAUACCAGCUGAAAAACAAACAAAGUCAUUUAAGAUCCAUAUUUAAAGAUGCCAAGAAGUACACAGAAGAACCAAGGAUACAAUGUGAUUUUGAUGACAAUGCCACAGUCUUAAGAAAUGGUGACCAAGAUAUGUGUGUAAGCGAUAAGGAACCUCAGAAAGCAAAGAGCAUUAUAAACAAGGUGAACACUGACAGACGCAUUAAAGAUCUACAAAACCAACUGUGGGUUGGUAAAUUUGUGACCCAACAUUGGAGUGAUUCUCAAAUAUCAAAUAAUUCAUACGACAUCCUUAAACAGUGGAAGAACAUCCUUGACACCAUAAUGUCAAUCAACACAAGUAUCAGACAACAACUCCUGAAUACCAAGACCUACAGAUCCCAGAAGGUAUAUGAACAAGUAGAGGACCUGUUCUGCCUACUCUGGUUUGAGAAACAGGAGACUGUAUCACAUGUACUUUGUGGCUGUUCACGUAUAGCUCAGUCACUAUACAAAACUCAGUAUAACAAAAUCCGCUGCCCUGUCUAUCAUGCUCUUCGCGAAAAAUAUGGAUUUGAUGAGUCUGAUUAUUCUUCUCCGUGGUUCAUGCAAUCACAUACACUACCAAGCCAAGAAAACAACAAAGUAAAGAUAUUUUGGGACAUACCAUGGCAACUUGAAAAAUGUCCUAAGGACAGUGCAAACAAUACAAACAAGCCAGACGUUAGUAUCCUUGACAAGAAAUACAAAGAAUGGUCUCUCAUGGAAGGUACGAUAUCUACUCCAGGAACAAUUGCUGAAAUAAUCAAGUACAAACAGAACAAGUAUGUAGACCUUAAACUGGGGAUAAAGAACUUGUAUCUCGGUUAUAAAGUGAAGCUUAUCACCAUAGUAUUUGAAUAUCUUGGUGCAUACGACAAAGACCUGGAUAAAGAACUGAAUAUUUACUUAUUUUUUUUGGGCUGA